Anthostomella pinea is the source of this 1482-nucleotide messenger RNA. NCBI's taxonomy places the organism in Eukaryota, Fungi, Ascomycota, Sordariomycetes, Xylariales, Xylariaceae. The record is from the annotation of a GenBank genome assembly.
AUGGGCUUCACGGGCAAGCAACUCACCUCCAUCGCCGCGGUCACGCUUCUCAUCGGCAUCGCAUGGGUAUGGAAGCUCAAUCAGGUAAUGAAAGCGACCCCACCCGCGGUUCUUUCCGUGUCGCCGCAUCGCUGGACCGAGGAGGAAAUCAGAGACACCUACGAGCGCAUCAAGUCGAGUCCGGUCGACUGGACUCAACAACUGCCGCCCAAGCUCAAUCGCCGCUAUGUCAUCACAGGCGGCAGCGGUGGUGUGGGCGGCGAGAUCGUACUGCACCUCCUGGCCCGUGGAGAGCCUCCCGAGAGCAUUCGGAUCGUGGACUUCCGGAAGCCCGACCGUUCGGAUAUGAUGACGGGGCCGGCAACUGAAGUCGACUUCGCGCAGGCUGAUAUCUCAUCCGCCGCCGCCACGACAGCGGCUUUCGACAACCCGUGGCCGCCGAGCGUGGCCAAGCUCCCUCUGACGGUGUUCCACACCGCGGCCAUCAUCGCUGCCUCGGAACGCUCGAUGCGGACCUACGAGCGCAUAAAGCGCGUCAACGUCGACGGAGCUCUCAACGUGCUAAACGCCGCCAAGGCCGCGGGUGCAUCAGUCUUCAUCUCGACCUCAUCCGCAUCGGUCAACUACCGUCCGGUGGAAUUCUGGGGCAACCCAUUCCGGCAGUACCCCAAAGAGUUAUGGCAGGCCUUCGACGAAUCAGACUUCGACAAGCCGCUGCGCGCCCAUUCGCAGUACUUCAGCAACUAUGCGCACUCCAAGGCCGUGGCGGAGCGCCUCAUCUGCGAGGCCAACACCCCUAAACUCCGCACGGGUGCGAUCCGGCCCGCGAACGGCAUCUACGGCAGCAGCCGGGGCGAUCAGGUGGUCGGGGUAUGUCUGCGCGCGGGGACCUUUCCGACCUGGAUGCCCAACGUCGUUCAGAACUUCGUUUCCGGCGGCCACGUCUCGCUCGCGCACCUGCUGUUCGAGGCGGCGCUGGUGCGCGGCGGCGACGAGAUGCCCGGGUGUGCCGGCCGGCCGUUCGUGAUCAAGGACGCGGGUGCGCCGCCCAUGUUUGAGGAUAUGUACGGACUACUGGAAAGGACGGUCGUGACGCCGCAUAUCAAAGUCACGUACCUGCAGCCAGGAUUCAUGCUCGCAUUCGCGUAUGUGGUCGAGCUGUUCGACCUCGCGAGCCGGAUGCUGGUGCUGGAGUGGAUCGUGCCGAGGCCGAAGGGCGACCUUGCAAAAUUGCAGCCUGCGGUGUUCAGCGCUUGUGCGCACCUCAUUGCCUCAGAUGCGCUUGCUCGGCGGAGCGUGGACGAGGGUGGGCUUGGGUACCGGCCGAUUCAUGACACGCUGGAGGGUAUGUGCCAACAGGUUAUCGAAUGGAACGCAGAGCAGGAGCUUCUAGGACCCCGACCUAUUCCACAAGGGGUCAUGGACACGGUGGUCCGGGAUAUCAAGAAUGUAGGGACUAUGCCGGCUGCAGUGGCGGGUUGA